Messenger RNA from Penaeus vannamei (Pacific white shrimp), 977 nucleotides. RefSeq lists its product as uncharacterized. The record is from RefSeq and is a predicted model, not a curated record. Gene Ontology annotation, molecular function: protein binding. Lineage: Eukaryota; Metazoa; Arthropoda; Malacostraca; Decapoda; Penaeidae.
GUCAUUCAUUAUAUUUUGGUAGAGAAGGAUCAGCGUCAACACCAUGGUAAUUUUCAAGGUGUUGUUGGUAGCAUCGUUGUGCAUUUACCAAGGCAAUGCGAAGUGUCCCGAUAGAAACCUGAUCCAGUGCGAGACGAACGACAACUGUGUGGAGAUAAGCCUCAUCUGCGACGGAGUGACCAACUGUGAUGACAACUCCGACGAAGAACGAAGCUUGUGCGACGUAUGGGCGACGAAAAAAUGCUAUACCGGUACUUUCACUUGCAACAAAGGGGGAAAAUGGAGCUGCUUGUCCCCCAAGGAAUACUGCGAGGAGUCCAACCCUCCUUGCGACGAUAAAGCCGAGCGCUUGUGCCAGAUGUUGUUAGACGGAAGACUUGAACCUCAUGACGAAAUCGUGUUGCGGACAAGCGUGGAUUACGCUGAAAUUUCGGGCAAAGAGUUCCUCGAAAAGGUCAACGUUACCAUUGAACAUCCUGAUUGCCCUCACCUGUACACACGCGUUGGCGAUCACUGCUUGUCCAUCUUUUUCUUUGGACUGGUCAACUGGGGAGAAGCUCGGGCCUUCUGCAAGAUGAAUGGCGGUGACCUUCUGACCUUUCAAGAUGGCUUCCAGAACUUUUACGAAAUCGUCCGUCACCUUCGCAAGCAUGACAUCACCUCGGACUUGUGGAUUGGGGGAGCCGUGCGGAACAAGACAUGGACGUGGGUGGACGGCAACCCCAUCGAACUGGGCACCCCCUACUGGUCCCUCAGAAUGAACCCUGACUGUAAUCAUCUCAACCAGUCCGUCAGUUGCAACGAACAUUGCCAUCGCUACCUGCAACGACCCAGGAAACCCACCGUAGGUAUGUGCACCGCCCUUAACUUCGAGAACUUCUUCUACAUGAGCGACGAGGACUGCCUGGCGAAGAGGAGCCCUCUCUGCGUCGCGGGAAAGGAACCCAGUGAGAGGGCGUGAGGCGAUCUGAGGGGAC